Molecule: messenger RNA, 2575 nt
Organism: Lytechinus pictus (painted urchin)
Lineage: Eukaryota; Metazoa; Echinodermata; Echinoidea; Temnopleuroida; Toxopneustidae
Exons: 1
Coding region: 13-1557 (514 amino acids)
Biological process (GO): cellular response to light stimulus; G protein-coupled receptor signaling pathway; phototransduction
Cellular component (GO): plasma membrane
Molecular function (GO): G protein-coupled photoreceptor activity
Source: RefSeq, a predicted model, not a curated record
UGGCUUGUUUCAAUGCUGUUUGCACUACCACCAGCCAUAGGAUGGUCAAGAUAUGAGUUUGUCCCUGACAGAGCGAUCUGUACACUCAAGUGGUCGACCAACAUUUCUUAUACGGUAUUCGUCUUCUCUCUUGGGAUUUUCUUCCCCUUCAUCGUCAUAUUUGUCUCUUACUUCCGUAUCUUCCGAACAGUCCGGGCUAAUUUCCGCAGGAUGAGGUCCCAUCGUGGAAGCGGUAAGGUGUAUCCGAGGUCAGAGGGUGGAGCUGGAUCAUCACGCAGACCUACUGAUAUUAGCGGUCAUAUGGGGAGCCGGGGAAGUUUUGCAAGGUCCUCUUGGUCGAAUGGAAGUCGACGGAGUAAUUUCAACAAUGCGGAUACACUGAGGAAUGAAUUUACUACACAGCAUCUGCAGUUACCACCAAUGCACAGCCGCUUGAGCAGGCAUAACAGGGUGAACAAAGUUACCAUGAAUGGAAGGACUCCAGUUAUGCGGACUGUGAGUGAUAUUUCAAGCGAAAUUUGCAGCGAUGGUCGCAGUCUGUUUGCAUCGAGUCUUGCCCGUCAGUUGUCACUUGAUCGUGAUGUCUUAGCCAUUAGCCCAUGUGCAUCCGCUAGCACUUUAGAUCAUCAUGAGGAUGAAAAAGAACCAGAGAGGGGAAGUAUGAAAUCGCCAACACUGGAGCCCACUGGACGAAUAUCUGAUUACCUGGUGCAGGACCCAACCUGUAGUACCGGACCAAAUACAACAAGUGAUUUACAAUCUACCGAAGAUAGCAUCCGCGCAUCAAGAUUGUAUAAAAGGCGUGAGAUUAGGGGAGCAUCGGGAAAAGUAGCCAUCCAGCUCACAUCGGUGGAAGGACCCAAAACUGAUCCCGUCAAUUUUGAGACCAGUCCUGUAGGAGCUUUGAGCAUCGCUUUGGCUGAAAGCAGCAGAGGGCAAAAUAUUCUGCAAGUACAGGCGGCCUUAAAUGUUGAUCGGUGUAAUGGUACGCGCCGUGAUCUACGUCCAAUACCGGCAUCGUCGCAGGAACGACCCAAAACGGCUGGAUUUUAUGACGUUGAUAAAAUUAACAAUAACAACAUCCGCAGAUUGUCGGUACGAUCCCUACGACAUUCAUUUCGUCCUUCGUCUGCACGUGGCCGUUCACAGACUCUUACAUCACAAAACUCUACAACUGCAUCAAAUAAUGACGAACUAAGAAUGACACUAAUGGUGUGUGCCGUCUUGAUUUCAUUCGUUCUAUGCUGGGCACCUGUAACUAUUGUCAGUUUCAUCGCAGUACUAAACGUGAGCAUUCCGGCCCCGGUCGAUAAGUUUGCAGUGUUUAUGAUGUUCUUGAGUAGUGCUGUUAACCCAGUGAUAUACGGGUUGAUGAAUAGAAAAUUUCGGUUAGGUUUCAGUCGUCUGAUUUGCGGAUGGCGGACUGGCAAGCUGAGUAGCAAUGGCUCAAAUCGCUCUAAGACACGCUCAAGGAAUAAACCCAAGAAAAAUGGUGACGGUCUUGCGAGCCAAAACAUGGGAAGAGACCCAGAGACGGGAAUCACAACGAGGCGAUGACGAACUCAUUUUUUAUUUCAUAAAAAGUUUAAUUAUAUGUAUACAUUAUGUGAAUAUACUGCACAAAACGAAUUUUAUAAUCAGAGGUGGAGGCACACAGUUUGCCAAGUUGCCUUUUUUUCAAUUGAAGAAAUUAAAUGUGCUAUGUAUUUUGAAGGAAUGUGUUAUAAAAUGUAGUCAUACUGUACUCCCUUGAAUUAUGUGGCCUUUGAUGAAUUUGUAAUCGCUAAAUGAUGAUAUCCUAUUGUCGUUUAUGAAACAAAAGGACUACAAACCAGCAGGGGCGUCGAUCCAUUUUUCAGAUGGGGGGGGGGGCCAAAAUCAUGAAUCAACUUUCCAAAGGCGCUCGAUCACACACACACAUAUGCCUAUAUAAUCAUGAGAUAGAGACACAUAUCCCACCAACAAAUCAAUGCGAGCGCGAAGCGCAAGCUGAAAUUUCUUUAUAUUCUGACCUGAAAGCUUGAUAUUCUAAGCAUUUUUGGUACCAAUGAUUAAGAUGGGUAUCUAAAAAAACAAUAGAUGCGAGUGCGAAGCGCAAGCUGAAAAUUUUGAUAUUUCGAUCUGAAAAAAAAAAGAGUUUAAUGGACGUUUUUAAUAAAGAACAAGAUAUAUAUCCAACAGAAGAUUAUUGCAAAUCGAAGUGUGAGUUCUUUUGAGGUUUAGAACUGAAAACGGGACAUUCUAAUCACCUAUUUGAUCAUGAAAAGUAUGGGUUUUGCUACAGAAAUGAUGCGAGCGCGAGCUGAAAUUUUUUUAUAUUCCAAUCUGAAAGGCAGACAUUUUGAGCACGAUUUUAGACAAAGAACAAGUUGUGUAUCUCAAUCUCGUUUGCUGAUUUCUUUGUAACAUUACAAUCUUAUUUUAGUUUUUGCACAUGCGGAAUUAUUGCUCCCCCCAAUAUUUUCAUUGGUGGGGCGAUCGCCUGCCCCCCAGGAUCGACGCAUUUGCAAACCAGGUCAUAACGAGAAUCAGUGGCGUAACUACGGGGGGCAUGGGGGGGCACGUGCCCCCCCCC